CGGCGCCCGGCGGAGACCCCCGCGCCCGCCCCCCUUCUCCCCGUCGAGGCUCGGCCCGAGGGCGGCGGCGGCUGUGACAGCUUACAAAAGUGACCAGUAAAGUUCUCUCUGAGCAGCCAAAAAGCAGACAGCUCAUGACUUCUGAUCAGGACACUAAAGUUGUGGCUGAACCGCAGGUGCAGCAAGUACAAGAAGUUAAAGACGGUUCUCAUCUGGAGUCAGCCAAGGUUUCUGAGUUAAAUCCGAAUGCAAAGGUGUGGGGAAAUCAUAUGUUACAUUUGGAAGCAAGUGGUGCCACUGAUGGUAGUGUGAGCAAAACGUGGGAAGAAAUACCUGACCAGCCUCCAGAUUCAUGUAAAGAAGGACUGGAUGCUAAAGGAGAUGGUGACAAAAAGCAUCAGAAUGCGGUGCUGACAGAGCUGCAGGAGUCAUCGCCAGCUGUUUUGGUGUCAGACCAGACAGAUAUGAACUCUUUGGCUCUUGAUCAUUCUGAGUAUGAGUCUAUGCAUGAAACUACUCAGACAGGUGGAAAUGAACAGUUGCUGCCAGAAGGUCAGGAAGAUCUACGAGAAUUACUGAAAAAAACACUGGAAUUUUGCUUAUCUAGAGAAAAUCUUGCCAGUGACAUGUACCUUAUAUCACAGAUGGACAGUGAUCAGUAUGUGCCAAUAAUGACAGUAGCAAACCUCGAUCAUGUCAAGAAACUCAGUACUGAUAUGGAUUUGAUUGUUGAAGUGCUGAGAUCGUUGCCUUUAGUCCAAGUGGAUGAGAAGGGAGAGAAAGUUAGGCCAAAUCAGAAUCGCUGUAUUGUGAUUUUACGUGAAGUUCCUGAAUCUACCCCCAUCGAAGAGGUUGAAGCACUUUUCAAAGGUGAUAAUUUGCCUAAGUUUAUCAACUGUGAGUUUGCCUAUAAUGACAACUGGUUCAUCACAUUUGAAUCGGAGGCCGAUGCACAGCAGGCUUACAGAUACCUUAGAGAAGAAGUGAAAACUUUCCAAGGAAAACCCAUUAAGGCAAGGAUAAAAGCAAAGGCAAUAGCUAUAAACACAUUUUUGCCAAAGAAUGGAUAUAGACCUCUGGAUAUGAACAUCUACACGCAGCAGCGUUACACAACAUCCUUUUACUUACCUCCUGUAUACAGUCCCCAACAGCAGUUUCCAUUGUACAGUUUAAUUGCUCCACAGACCUGGUCAACCACGCACAGCUACCUUGACCCUUCAUUGGUAACACCAUUUCCAAAUACUGGAUUUAUCAAUGGGUUCACAUCUCCAACCUUCAAACCUGCUGCUUCUCCUCUGACUACACUCAGACAAUACCCUCCCAGGAACAGGAAUCCUAGCAAGUCCCAUAUACGACAUACAAUACCCAGUGCAGAAAGGGGACCUGGGCUUCUAGACAGUCCUACAAUAUUCAACUUUUCUGCUGAUCGUUUAAUCAAUGGCGUCAGGAGUCCACAGACGCGGCAGCCAGGACAAAACAGGACACGGAUGCAGAAUGCUACUACGAGUUACACCAAGAGGGAAGUAGGAACUGGACGGAUGGAGCAGACCAGCGUUGACUCGUCUCCUGGUUUAGGUCGAGGAAGGAAAAACUCAUACGGCUACCGAAAGAAAAGGGAGGACAAGUUCACAAGAGGCCAAACACAGUCUCCGCCACCCCCAAAACCUCCAUCUCCUAGCUUCGAAUUGGGUUUAUCUAGCUUUCCUCCAUUACCUGGGGCUGCUGGCAAUUUAAAGACCGAAGACCUUUUUGAAAACAGACUGUCCAAUGUGGUAAUAGGAACGUCAAAAGAAAGAAACAUUAAUGUGGAUGCAAGUACAAACACUACUCCAUCGGGAAUUCCUCGUGAGCCACUGUUGCCAGCUGCUUCUACAUUGCCCAGGACGUUUGAAAGGUCUCCUUCACCACCCCAGUCUUCUGAGGACUCCAAGGUUGUGGAUAAACAGCAGAGAGAGACACAGAGUACAGAAAGGCUUUCUUCUUCCACACUCAGUACUGCAUGUAAAUCGGUACAAGUCAAUGGCGCUGCCAUAGUUUCACAGGAACUGCGAAAACCUAGUUAUGCAGAAAUUUGCCAGAGAACAACUAAAGAUCCUCCUACAUUGCAACCACAGAAAGAACAGAAGCCAAACACUGUAGCAUGUGGGAAAGAAGAAAAAAAGCCCACGGAAACAAUAGAGAAAAACAGAGAACCUCCUCCUGCAAAGUCGCAUCCAGGACAACCCAAAGACCAGAGAAGACAGUCAGGACGCAGAUCGUCCCCUCCAGCUGUUGGCAAACGCUUAAAUAAAGAACAGAGUACCCCUCCAAAAUCUCCUCAGUGAAACUAGCACCUGGGAGGGAUUUAAAGAGGUCUGCUUCCCACAAAUUAAACCCAUGUUCCCACUAAGAUACCUGAGAAUGAGUUGCUGGUUAGGAGCUUGCAGUGAUACCAGGCAUAUAACAAUGCCUGCAAGUUAUUUUUCUGUGAAAUCCUUUUUCCCCUCUUGAACAAACAUUCUAUUUUUUCUGGAUAUUUCUGGAUAGUUGUUCUAAACCUUACAUUUAGGUUGGUGCUUAAUUGGAGGUGAAGCUUAGUGUGAUUAUUUUUUUCAGGAUGUAAAAUAUUUGUCUUUAAAAAAAAGAAUCAACUUUUUAUUAAGCCUCUCUGUGGCUGUGUGAGUGCAAGCUCUGUAUAGUGAGUUUUUUUCUAAACUGUUAAGCAGAAAUGUGCUGCUGCAAUAUUUUUAAUAAACUGGUCUGCAAGUACAUAUCUAAAGUGUCCAAAAGACUGAUAACGGCAGCUAGUGUGUAGAGUGCAAGAAGUAGGUAUAUUUUACAAAUUAGUAUGUGACCUUUUUUUUAUUGGGCUGCUGUACUAAACGUCAGCAAAUGAACUUGCACUUUUAGGAUAAACAAGUAGUUGUUUCUAGCAUUUUUAAAACCUAAUCUUUUUUUGAUGUUUUGCACACACAGAAUGAAUCCCACGGAGCACCAUGGCAGUCUUUCUAAAACACUUCCUUAUUUUGACUUACUGCAAGCAAGUAACCAUCUUCUCACUCCAGAAUAAAACUGAUAUUAUAAUUUGCAAAUACAAAGCACAUUGUGAAUAGAAAGAACUAAGUCUGUGAGCUUCUAUGGUGGUGAAGCCUACUAGUGGAUGUUAUCAGGAGAAAGCACUGUAGCCUUCUUGUGAUAACCUUAGCUUCCCUGUGCUUGUAAGGGAGUUAACUGAGUCAGCGCUGUAUGUUCUGGUUACCCCUGUGCUCUGUGUAGACUUUUUCAUUUUUAAAUUCUGCCCCAAGUGCUCUUUGAAAGAGUUCAUAUCUUAGUCAGCCUCGUGUUGACGCCUUCCUGUAACUACAAGCAUUGGCAUACAGAUUGAAAUUUUUCAAGACGUGAGAUAAUGGUGUUUGUUUUGUGUGGUGGAGGAAGAGAUCCCUGAUAUUUACCUCUGGGAUGAGGUUUCUCACACUUAUUUACUUUAGAAGUGAUGCGCUUUCUGAAGGACAAGGAUGCACUAAAUUAGCAAGUUUCUAAUAAAGUUGAAUAUAAAUUAUUUUUCUUUCAAAAAUGCCUAAAGCUUUUCUUUAAGUGUUUAAACUGCAGGAAGUUCAGACUAAACUCAUUCCUGCUGACUAUGACAGUACAGUUUAUUCCACAAAAAUGUUUAUUUAAACAACUGAUUUUUUUAAGAAUUAUUUCCAUCCAAUAUUUAAAGACUUGAAUUUUAUUUAAACUUGAAAAUGACUUUGCCUUAACUUUUGUACAAGACAGCUUAGAGUUAAUGAGGUCUGACCCCAUUGAGGGUUAGCGUGAGUGGAAUACAGAAUUACUCAGUUACAGUAUGUAUCUAUUGUCACUGGUCUUACUGGGUAAACAUACUGUAGUACAGGAACUAGCAGCAGUUUUUGUAAUAUACCUUAAAGAUCUUAAACAGUUGAUCUUUUUCAGAUUGUUGAAAAAUCUGUAAAUGCAAAUAGUCAAUACUGUAUUAAAUAUGUGCACUUGGAAGUGUGUGCUUUGCUUGUACAGUUGUAAAUAAUCAGAACAUAUAAAAAGGUACCCUAAAGAAAAAAUCUGAUAAAAAAUUAUUGAUAUUAUAAAUGUUGCUGUUGAGCUGGAUGUAGAUAAACUAAAUGUUGUGGUUUGAAUAUUACUUUAAUUUGUUGUUUUUUCUUUUCCUUAUUUUAUUCUGGUGUGCUGAACUGACUCUGCCUCUUCACUGCAAAAGGGAAAUGGAACGAAAGUCUUAUUUGAAAGCCCUCGAGUGUUUUCCGAACCCUCUAAAAAGUGAUUUAACCAAUUCAGAAGUGUUCUGCAAUGUAAAUAGUGAAUCUUAGCAGUGAAGCUGUAAUUUUAAGUCAUUAAUAAAAAAUGAAAUGGAAUUGGGAAAAAAAUCUUAGACUGCUAAGAAAAAUAUACACGGAAGCUUACUUGUCUGCUUUCAAGAAUAUCAGUGCUUUCCUCAGCGUAUGAUUCAUAGAACUGUAAAGUAACUCUAGAGGUAACUUCUGACAAAUUUCCUGUUAGGAGCAUCAGUCGGUAACUAGUUGACCUUUAAAUCCAGCCUGUUGUAUGCUGCGGAAUUGGUUGAAAUAGGGCACGCUGGAACCCAUUGAUUUUCCUUGUUUAAAAAGCACACUUUGUGAAUACUGUGGAAGGAGAUAGGACUCUUGACAACAUCACCAAAACAGCUCAACUAGUUCUGUCAUUGGAUUUUGAUGCGCUUAUCCUUUCCCCGGUGGCAGUGAAAGUGGUAGCUAGAUUUGUGUAUGGUUAAGGCUGGCUGUAUGGUUCGUUUUGUUUGUCUGCUGAAAGUGAAGGGCUUACCAGCUGCAAACAAUCACAAGUGGUUACUUACAGACUGUGUACAGCUAGUCAUAAUGCUCAACUGGUACAUAAGGUAAUCUCUUGAGACCAGCAGGAUGUGUUGUGCUGUUCUAAUGUAUUCUGCUGCCAUUUGUGCUAGGUCAAUACACUGUAAUUACUGCUUACCCAGCAACAAUCAGUUGCAUCGAAAGUUUAAAUCUUCCUCUGACGUGGUUUUUAUAGCUUUUUUAAAAAAAAAGAAAAAAGAAAAAGUGACAUGCCAAAUAGCUGUGUAAUGUACAACUUAUCCUACUGCAUUUUACUUUGGAGAUUUUUUUUCCACUCGAUGACAAAAUGGAGUUUUCGGAAUAGAGUUGUGAAGUUGCAUGCAGACUGUUGCUACGGUGUAUAGCGAUGUUAAGAUGUGGCUUUUAAAUGGAAAAACCUCCCAAAAGCAGUAGCUGAGAUAAAGGUCUGAAGAUACAGUAAUUAAAAUUGGCAUUUUACCUUGUAGGAUUAUGUGGUGCUGCUUUUCAUUUUGAAAGCAAUUUAAAUGGGAUCUGAGACUCUUCAAGGAAUGAAAAGAAAAUAAAACCAACAAAAGUUGCUUUUAAACUUAAAUCUUGUUUCAGACCAGACCCCCCACUGACAUUUGUCGCUUGCCACGUGGCAGUGUUUUAUGUUGCUGCAUUAUCCUUUUAAAGACUUGAGCAGUUGUCACAGAAAGACCCUUGUUUGAGUGUGGUGCAGUGUAUCACAAGCAACAGCUGACUGUAAUGGUGCAUACCUAUCUCUGUAUCUCCUUCAGCUAGUACAGUUAGGGAUUUCAUGUGCUUUGUAACCUAUUACACUAAUAGCAGCAGACAAUCGAAGAUUUCCAAGGAGACCUAACAGCUGCCAAUUCGUGAAAUACAAGUGUAAUAUGGAAGCCUUCUUGAGGGUUUUUUGUUUUUGUUCUUCUUCCAUUAAGACUGGAAUCAAGCUUACAUGUAAACUAUCAGUAAUUUAAGUUUCCUUUUGUGUCAUAAAAUGUAAAACUGUCUAAUUUGAAAAAAAAAAAAAAUGUAGGUUAUGAAAAAUAAAGAUUUAGGCACUGUUGAA
Molecule: messenger RNA, 5892 nt
Organism: Phasianus colchicus (ring-necked pheasant)
Lineage: Eukaryota; Metazoa; Chordata; Aves; Galliformes; Phasianidae
Gene: LARP4B
Product: La ribonucleoprotein 4B
Biological process (GO): positive regulation of translation
Cellular component (GO): cytoplasmic stress granule; cytosol
Molecular function (GO): mRNA 3'-UTR binding
Source: RefSeq, a predicted model, not a curated record